Messenger RNA from Paralichthys olivaceus (Japanese flounder), 1026 nucleotides. RefSeq names its product isochorismatase domain containing 2 (gene isoc2). The record is from RefSeq and is a predicted model, not a curated record. Lineage: Eukaryota; Metazoa; Chordata; Actinopteri; Pleuronectiformes; Paralichthyidae. Gene Ontology annotation, cellular component: cytoplasm.
UUCUUGUCCUCGCUUGUCGCUGAAUCCUCUGACGGAGGCUGUGGCUCCUCUUUCUGCGGCUCCGUCGGUGACUCCGCGGUGUCCGACAUCUUCUCGUUAGCACUGCGGGGUUAGCUGGUGGCUUCGGAGCAACCCGGGCCGCUAUUGGUUCAGAGAAACAUCAAUCUCAAAGACUCGCGUUCCUAUUGGUUAAUACCUGAGGGCUGGCGUUGGAGCUCUUCCUCUUAGCCACAUGCUAGGAGGGGUCACAUGGAAAUAAUACUUGAACCUGGCAGCUGAACUCUGGACUCACGUCUCCCCACACUUGCAGCAGUCAGACAACAUGGCAAGCAUCGGCAGACUUUCCACCAAGGAUACGGUCCUCCUCCUGUGUGACAUGCAAGAGAAGUUCAGACCCAACAUCUACCAGUUCCCCAACAUCGUCAGCAACGCAGCCAGACUGCUCCAGGCCAGUCGUGUCCUGGGCAUCCCCCCCAUCUUGACAGAGCAGUACCCCAAAGGUUUGGGUCCCACAGUGCCAGAGCUGGGAGCAGAGGACCUGAAGGCUCAUGCUAAGACUUCAUUCACCAUGAUGAUAGAGGAGGUGGAGAAGGAGCUGCAGGCACUUGGAAAUCCCAAACAGGCUAUUCUUUGUGGAAUUGAGGCACACGCCUGCAUCGCGUGCACGACCUUUGACCUGAUUGAAAGGGGAAUGGAGGUUCAUAUUGUAGCUGAUGCCGUCUCAUCCAGAAGUCAGACAGACCGAUUGUUUGCUCUGUCACGACUGAAGCAGAGCGGAGCUUACCUUACCACCACAGAGGCUGUUCUGCUGCAGCUGGUCCGAGAUGCCAAACACCCCAACUUCAAGGAGAUCCAGAAGCUCUUGGCUCAUCCGUCCCCUGACACCAACCUCCUUGCCUUCUUCAGCACUCUGUGAAGAGACCACCACCUGUUCUGUUUCAUAAACACUAUACAUAGAAAUACAGGAUGUUACUUCUUCCAUCAUACAGAUGAAUAGCUUCAAUAAAGUUAUACUGCUACAUACAA